CCUCCUCGCCUCUCCCGCCUCCGCUCUCGUCGAUUGGCCAGGAAAACCCACCAAUGGAGAAGUCGGGGAGGCGGGCCUAGAACGCCGGCUGGAAGAAGAAAAGCAAAUUUCAAGUUGGCGGCUGCCCGGGCCCCGAGUGGGGGAGGGACGGCAGGUUUUUCUCACUGGAUCCCUGCGUAUCCAGGCCCCUCCACCAUGGCCAGCCGGGGUGGGGGCCGGGGUCGUGGCAGAGGCCAGUUGACCUUCAACAUGGAGGCUGUGGGCAUUGGGAAGGGUGACGCUUUGCCUCCACCCACUCUCCAGCCCUCUCCACUCUUCCCUCCCUUGGAGUUCCACCCAGUGCCUCUGCCGGCAGGAGAGGAAGGAGAGUAUGUCCUGGCACUGAAGCAAGAGCUGCGUGGGGCCAUGAGGCAGCUCCCCUACUUCAUCCGCCCAGCCGUCCCCAAGAGAGAUGUGGAACGUUACUCAGACAAGUAUCAGAUGUCUGGGCCAAUUGACAAUGCCAUCGAUUGGAACCCUGAUUGGCGGCGACUACCCAGUGAGCUCAAGAUUCGAGUGCGGAAAGUCCAGAAGGAGCGGACCACCAUUAUCCUUCCCAAGAGGCCCCCUAAGAGCACAGACGAUAAGGAGGAGACGAUACAGAAACUAGAGACUCUAGAGAAGAAGGAGGAGGAAGUGACUUCAGAGGAAGAUGAAGAGAAAGAAGAAGAGGAGGAGAAGGAAGAGGGGGAGGAAGAGGAGUACGAUGAAGAGGAGCAUGAGGAGGAAACUGAUUACAUCAUGUCAUAUUUUGACAAUGGAGAGGACUUUGGAGGGGACAGCGAUGACAAUAUGGAUGAGGCCAUAUACUGAAAACUGGACCAUAGACUGAAAACCUAGGCCAUAGAUUGAAAGCCUGGGCCCAUAUAUCAUUCUUGAUUUGACAUACAGGAACUAAAUGUCCCUAUUUACUUAGGGUUUUUCCUGUUUUUGUUAUUAUUUUUGAGAGAGGAUCUCAUAUAGCUCAAGCUGGCCUGGAACUCAGUAUGUAGCUGAGGCUGCCCUUGAACUUUUGAUCCCCCCACCUCCACCUCCCAAGCCUUGAGAUUACAGGGAUGCACCACCACACCAGACUUACUAGUAUUUACUUUUGUUGAGGAGAAAUUAUUUAGUCAGAAUCCGGGUGACCUGUGUGAUCCCCUGGGGGUUGUGAUGCGCAGCAAUUGACAGUUUAGGGGAUACUUGGGGUGGAAACAAUCAAGAGGAGCAAGACAUGUUUUGUACUUUUAAAUAAAAUGUUUGUAUUUGUCUCUCUAACAGAGUGACAUGUACUGGGAAUGGGCUGGAGGAAAGGCUGAAGGGGGUGUCCAGUCAAGCCAUUCUUACCCCCUGCCCCGCCCCCUUUCAGAGGACUGAAUUUACAGCCUUGCAUAUGCUAAAGGAGCGUUCUAUCACUGAGCCAUAUCCCCAGCUCUUUUUAUACAUUUAUUUUAGAAUUUUUAGACAGCGUUUUUGCUAAGUUUCCUAAGCUGGCCUUGAACUAACCCCCUUGUAACCCAAACAGGCCUGAAACUGUCUCAGCCUCCCACGCUGUGGUCCCAGGCUUGUGCCACCAGUGUCAAAUCUUUGCUUGUCCAGUAUGACACUAGCGGGUAACCGCCUUGACUCUUGACCUUUACUUCUCAGCCCUCCCGUGGAGGAUAUUCAGGAACUCAUCUGUAAUGCUGUCUGAAAGCACUGCUGGGAGAAAGCAUAGGCUCUCCCACAGACUACCCGAGCCUUUGGCCUCCAGCAGCACAGGGACAUGAGCCUGCAUAUUCAGGCGCAUUCACCAGGGCGCCAGCCCUCUCCUUUCUCACACUUGACCUUGAUCGCGUCCUUAUUUACAAAGAGUGAUUGCAGCUAUUUUUGUGCAGGGAGUCAAGAAAGCCAGGGGCCCGAGAGAGAGGAGUGACUCACUGCUUUCAGCUUACAUGGUUCUUCCAGGACCUGGAGAGCCCACUUUGAAAGGCAUAUUUAGGGAUCUCCCUAAAUAUACUGUUCUCUACCGACA
Molecule: messenger RNA, 2032 nt
Organism: Mastomys coucha (southern multimammate mouse)
Lineage: Eukaryota; Metazoa; Chordata; Mammalia; Rodentia; Muridae
Gene: Polr3gl
Product: RNA polymerase III subunit G like
Exons: 8
Coding region: 196-852 (218 amino acids)
Biological process (GO): transcription by RNA polymerase III
Cellular component (GO): RNA polymerase III complex
Source: RefSeq, a predicted model, not a curated record